Molecule: messenger RNA, 560 nt
Organism: Hyposmocoma kahamanoa
Lineage: Eukaryota; Metazoa; Arthropoda; Insecta; Lepidoptera; Cosmopterigidae
Product: protein SREK1IP1-like
Exons: 3
Coding region: 1-444 (147 amino acids)
Molecular function (GO): zinc ion binding; nucleic acid binding
Source: RefSeq, a predicted model, not a curated record
AUGUCUAAUUACACAGAUAUUGUGAGCAAAAUAGGAAAGGAUAGUUCGCGGGCCGCUUGCAAGAAAUGUGGUUACGCCGGACACCUAACUUUUCAAUGUAGAAAUUUCAUAAAAAUAGAUCCAAAUAAGGAGAUAGUCCUGGACGUAAGCAGUACCAGCAGUGACAGCGAGGAUGAUUAUGCCACGCCAUUGCAGAGCUUGCGUGAGGCCGAGCUGCGCCAGAAGCUGCAGGAGAAACUGCAAAAGGCCAAGGAGAAGAAAGAAAAGAAGAAGAGUAAAAAGAGAAAGAGAUCCAGGUCAUCCAGCACAUCGUCAACAUCAAGUGAUUCAUCUUCAUUAUCAUCAGACAGUGAUUCAGAGAAGGAAAAAAGAAGAAAGCACAAGAAAAAGAAAUCCAAGAAAUCAAAAAAGUCACACAAAGAACAUAAGAAGAGUAAAAAAUGACCUUAAAUAGAUAAUGAUUAGACUAAUCUUUUUCAUUUCAUGUAAUGAACAAUAAUACAUUAUUAUAAAUGAACCUAUUUAACAAUCAUAUCAUUACCUGGCUUACAAUUGCAAGU